Molecule: messenger RNA, 523 nt
Organism: Octopus bimaculoides (California two-spot octopus)
Lineage: Eukaryota; Metazoa; Mollusca; Cephalopoda; Octopoda; Octopodidae
Product: mucin-like protein
Biological process (GO): cell-matrix adhesion
Molecular function (GO): calcium ion binding
Source: RefSeq, a predicted model, not a curated record
AUUGAUAUUUAUAUUUUUGUAGAGCUUAACAUUCCAGUUUAUUUUGGCCACGGACGGAGUGCUUACAUACGCGAUAUACAUAUACGACACUUGCAACAUGAGUUGGGAUUUCCAGUUUGAUGUGACAAUGGGAUAUGCUGCUGGGGAAACUAACGUUAACACCAAUAUAAAUUCAUUGACGGAUACCAUUAUUACGGACAGUCUGCUACUUGGGAAUAACGGUGAAGGAACGUGGGUAUUUUUGGUGUCUUCCGACUCACCAUUAAAUUACAAGCUUGAAUGCCUUAAAUGGCAUUGGGAUAAUAAAGAUGUAGUUUUGACUAAUAGUUUCGAAAUGACACAAUGUCCAUGUACUGAAAGCAACGUGAGAAACGAUGUAAACUUUUACUACCAUCCGAUGACCAAGUGUUACCAACAAGCUAUGGAAUUCAGAUCGCAAGGCAAGGUGAGUAUUGCACUGCAAACAGCUAAGGUGUUUAAAAUAUGCAUUUUGUUGUCAUCCAGCUAAGAAAAACGCUUCAUU